AUUAAUCUAAUACCUAUAUUAUGCUUGUAUACCGCAGGCGAAACCGCACUACUCGUUCGCGUACGGCGUGGAAAAUCCGAACACCGGCGACAGCCACGGUCACUCCGAGACGCGGGACGGUUCGCACGUGACCGGCGAAUAUUCCGUAAUGGAACCGGACGGCGUGCUCAGACGUGUGCUGUACACGGCCGACCCCAAAAACGGUUUCCGAGCGUCCGUCCGGUACGUCCGACCCGACGGCGAGGAGUCGUCCAACCGCGACCACGGUUUCCUCAGCGGCGGACCAGACCGGUCACCCGGGCCGCCCCCGCACCAGCAGCAGCAACAGCAACAGCAGUCCGAGUACGAGUCUGACGGCGGCGGCGACGACGACGAACCGCGUCCGUUUUCGCUGCAAUCGCAAUCGCUGAAUCUGCCGUCCGAGUACGAGUCGGAAGCUGACGAAGAAUCGUUCGCGCCGCCGCUGCCACGACCACAACCGCUGUCGUUGAACUUUGGUUUCGACAAGUACAACGACGUCAACCACAACAGCAACGUCGGGGACGACGACGACAGCGACGACUACGGCGGCGGAGGCGGUGGCGGUGGCGGCCGCCCGUCCGCGUUCAAGUUCCCGUCGCCGUCCAGUUCGUUCUUCAAAGCUUCCGACGCGGUUAAUGAUUCGGGCGAUUACGGAGAAAGCGAUAACAAGUUCAAUAACUAUCAUUGGCCGGGCACGCUGGGCUCGGUGCAGGCGCCGUCGUCGCCUUCGCCGUUCGGUUUGCCGUCGUCUCCGUCCCCGUCGUUCGGCGGCCCGGUGGCCGCUUCGCCGACCACGCCGUUCGUCGGCUUUGCCAAGCGGACGGAACCGCUGCCCUGCCGGCCGCAGCCGUUGCCCAGCCGCUCGCCACUGUCGUCGGAUAUCGUCAGCUAUCAGACGGGCCACUCGAACAGUCUGCCACUGUUCGUCAAAUCGUCGGACGACCACGACCUAGAGCAGCUCCGGUCGCUGGACGAGAAAAUCGGCAGCGCCGACGACGAUGACGACGACCACGACGACAUCGAAAACUACGAAUCGGACGACAGCGACACGGACACCGCGCGCGUGGCGGCCGACAUCGUCCGUCUGUCGCCGUCCGCCAAAUCGGCACCGUCGGUCUUGCCGUCCGAUCAGACGUCGACGUCUCGGCCGCAUUCCCUGACGGCCUCGGCCUCGGCCACUGCCAGACCGCCUGCGGUCGUCGUGCCGCCGCCGUCGUUCCGGCUGCCGCCGACGUCCAUCGACGUCCUCGCGAUAGACCUGUCGCCGUCGCCGACCAUGACACCCAUCCAGCCGACCAUAAUCGACAUCGACGUCUGACCCGCCGCGAUAUAAUGUAAUUCCACCCACACACCCACUAUUAAUUAACUAUACGGCCGUAGUGCUAAUAAAAUAUCGAACUACACAAAUACUGCAAACCGCAUUGACGUCGGUUAUCCCCGUCAUAAAUCGUUUCCGGAAAUCGAUGUCAGCAUCAUUUACGUCACCCUUAAGAAUAACUUAAUCGAUAUUUAUUAUUUUAUUAGCCCUCGAUGCAUUUCCUACAAUAAUAUUCAAAAGGUUUAUGUGUUUGCAUCGAUUAUACAGCUCGGGACCUACAUGUUAUGGCGCAUAUAUAGCGCACUAUUAGAACUGCAUUUCCAAAAAUAUUUCAAUACGAUUUGAUGUUUUCGCAUCAUAACGGUCACGUUCAGUAAUGAUUUAUGUAUAUUUCACGAUGGUGCUAAACUUUUGUAUCUCGCGACAUUUUUAAUCCGUCAAAAACGUAGUCUUGACUUUUAUACUGCUUUGCAAAUUUAAUUCGACAUUCGUUUCACAAUGAUCGACGAUCAGUGUCGUUUAUAUUUUUAUACUAAAUUCCGUUAACGGUCACUAAAGAUUCGACGAAUCAACAGCGAGCUAACGGCCCGUAAAUGGUUCAUCGAUUUGAACGCAACCCGCGUGCGGCAUAAUGAAUAUUAUUAUAUGAAUUGUUAUACAAAUAGGUAUUACUUCAUUUUGAGAAUGUAAUUCUUCACAGGAUAAUCAGCAUAAAUAAAUCGCUUAUUGUGUA
Messenger RNA from Rhopalosiphum padi (bird cherry-oat aphid), 2072 nucleotides. RefSeq lists its product as uncharacterized. Bases 149 to 1339 code for a protein of 396 amino acids. The transcript is spliced from 2 exons. The record is from RefSeq and is a predicted model, not a curated record. NCBI's taxonomy places the organism in Eukaryota, Metazoa, Arthropoda, Insecta, Hemiptera, Aphididae.